UGUAGCAAGAGUUGGGCUGGGCAAUUGCACAUUCACACAGCCCGGGCGUCGUGCGACUGCGAGCUGCUAGCGUGCCGGGGAUGCCUGUGGCGGCCGGCGGCGGCGGGGGAGCUAAAGCGGCGGUGGCAGAGCAGAUAGCGCAGGCGGUGCAGUCCACCUCCAACCUUCUCCAGCUCAUGGAGCAGUCCUCCCCCGCGCAGGUUCACUUGGCCAAACUUCCCAAGAAUCUCUUGGCAAAAGCAUCAUUUGCAAAGAACACAGAGCAGGUGCUACACCAACUGCCUCAAGUAAUUUCUUCCUUGGAUGCUUAUAUGGAUAGGAGUUUGCAAAGUGCAUCUCAAAUUAAGACUGUCACACAGCUCUUGUCAAACAUGGAGAACACUCAGCUGAGAUCCAUCUUGCCUUCCACUCAGAUGAAGAAAGAUAUCAAGAAUACUGAACCUGAAGAACUCAGGGUUGAAUGAUGUGUUUGCAGAGAUGUAACCGGAGGCUUGUUUUCUCAGUCAUUCUGAUGAAGUUUGGGUACCUUGGUUUUGGAGGUGACUUGAGAAGUAACUGGCAAAAGGAUACAUUGCUGCUUACUGAUUGUUCAUUUGCUCAAUUUGGUUCGGCAAUGGUGUAACUACUCUUCAGGUGCCAUGUGUUUGCUGCGCUUUCUGGGUCUGUAGCAAUCAUGUUUUUAUGUAAUUGCAUUAGUAGCUUUUAUAAGAAAAUUGAGUUGUAUAUUGAGCUCCCCUUUCAGGAUUAAGAAAAUAAGCGAUGAAACGUUUACUGUGGCACUGCUCUCUUAAACAUUAUUGGAUUUA
Messenger RNA from Panicum virgatum (switchgrass), 806 nucleotides. Its product is annotated as tobamovirus multiplication protein 2B-like. The record is from RefSeq and is a predicted model, not a curated record. The transcript is spliced from 4 exons. NCBI's taxonomy places the organism in Eukaryota, Viridiplantae, Streptophyta, Magnoliopsida, Poales, Poaceae. Bases 81 to 464 code for a protein of 127 amino acids.